Messenger RNA from Trichomonas vaginalis G3, 357 nucleotides. Its product is annotated as elongin C family. Bases 1 to 357 code for a protein of 118 amino acids. Lineage: Eukaryota; Parabasalia; Trichomonadida; Trichomonadidae. Gene Ontology annotation, cellular component: elongin complex. The transcript has a single exon. Gene Ontology annotation, molecular function: protein-macromolecule adaptor activity. The record is from RefSeq and is a predicted model, not a curated record. Gene Ontology annotation, biological process: ubiquitin-dependent protein catabolic process.
AUGACUUUAUCAAAUGUACCUCAGCAACUAGAAGUUACAUCAGAAGAAGAGGAAAAGUUUGAAUCCCCAAUGGAAAAGCUAGAUAUGAUUACAUUAAUUUCAAAAGAUGAUCAACAUUAUAUAAUUCCACGCGAAGUCGUUUGUCAAUGUAAAUUCUUCGCUUCGAUGUUUCAAGAAGAAAACGAUUUUGAGGAAACACAAACAAAAUCAAUCAAUUUAGAAUACCCUAGUUAUUUAAUUGAUCUUUUGGUAGAUUUUCUUUUCGCAAAGCACCAAAAGAAAUUGGGCAAAGAUUUUACAGUACCACCUGAGUAUUUACUUGAUGUAUAUGCAAUGUCUGACUUUUUAGGAAUAUAA